UGACAUUGACGGAUGAAAUGAAAAUAUGUAAUGCACGGUGAGCAGGUGUGAUAUUCGAACAUAUAUGGAAUACCUGCAGAAGAAUAUAUCUCAAUUUGCACACAAGGACAUAUACCAAAACUGAAACAAAGCAUUGUUUUGUGUUGUUGAUUGUUUAAAGAAAAAAUGAUUUUGAAAUUCAUCAAUUAUGUUUGGACUGAAAACACCUGUUUAUACAAACAUUAUAUCUAAAUAAACAGAAAUCAUGACUCAUCCACUCUAUGACCCCAGAACUUAUCGCAGACCAACUGUCAAAUCAGCAGCAUUGCUCCACAACGGCGAUUAUUGGACAGUUGACAGACCUAACCAAGGAGCUGCUUCUUGUAGACCGAAGACUGAAACUCGCUCAAAACCGUCAUUAUAUGUAGACUGGGAAAUUUUCUGUCCUAUAGGCCCUGAGCUGGCUUUUCAUGUUGGAUGUGCAAUAGGGGACACACUUUACUUACAUGGAGGUGUUAGUUCCUGGGGUGCUCUGACCCCUUCAAAUAAACUGUAUAGUCUUAAUACCAAUUCCAUGAUUUGGAAUGAGGUCAGAGUUGAAGGAAGUCCUGCACUCAGUCAUCAUGCUUGCAUCCCAUUGGACAACAGAUACUUGCUUCUCAUUGGAGGAUGGAACGGAAAAGGUAGAACAUCAUCUGUAGUUGCUUUUGACACAGAUCAAAAAGUUUGGUUAUAUCCUAAAGUUUCUGGAUUUCCUGAAGAUGCUGGUCUCAGUUCUCAUACUGCUUCUCUCCUAAGUGAUGGCAAAAUUCUAGUGCUGGGAAGGGAGGGAACUCUGCGAAGUCAACAGAAGGAUCGUCUCAGUGGUAAUGUGUAUAUGUUGUCAGGGAGUCUGGCUCUGGGUGAAUACACUUUCACUGAAUAUAGUCAUAACACGGAAUCAAGGUCUGGACAUACCACCAGCUUCAUCGGACCAAAGUUAUACAUAAUGGGAGGGCGGAAUGAUAACUUUUUAGAGGUCCACAGUGGCUACAAAAGUGGUCUCUAUGGCAACAAUAGAGAAGUAAUUGAUACCCUAGUCAGAGUUGCCAAGACUCUUAAACCUGUGCCAAAACUUCCUCAUGGAAGGCGACAUCAUGUAGCUCUUGAAGGCUCUAAUGGAGUAUUUAUUCACGGAGGAGAAAAAUUUGAUGGGCCUCCAAAUCGACGUCCUGCCGGUGAAAUGUACAUCAUGACUGAUAGUAAACUUUCCGGGAUAAACUUUUACUUACUCGGUGUGAGUCGAGAAGGCAGGGCAGGGCAUGUGAUGUGUGUGUGUGGGGAUCAAAUUCUUCUACAUGGUGGACUUGGGGAUCGUAGGUUAGUUCAUGGUGAUACACGAGUGCUCCGUAUCAGGUGAUUAAUUGUCACGGGUGACUACGUCUGGCUGGUGUAAAGUUGAUUAACAUCUAAGUCAUAGAUGGCCACAUCUGGUCACUUUUGAGUUGAUUAACAUCUUCAUCAUAAGUAAGUGUCAACAGACAAAAAAGUCCCAGCAUGGAAAUAUCCUUGAUGACAAACAUACUAACCUGCUAUCUGUAAAAUUGUGCCAUAUAUUUUACAGUAUUUAAAUGGAAUUCUGCAAAAAGCCCAGAGGACUUUACACAAGUAGUUCUUUAACUUAAUACUGUAAGGAUGGGCUUAUUACAAGAAAAUAAAAUUACCAGUACAUUAAUUAAUAUUUUUAGAUCACCGUCACCCGUCAUCUGUCCAUCCAUUUUCAGUCCUGAAGAAAUUGUUACUUUUCUUGUGAAGAGCUUAAUGGUUCCUGUCUUUAGUGAUACCCUUUAAAUUUCGAGACUUAUCAGGAAGCAAUGACUAACAGGAGACUACAUUGGUUUUGAAAAUGAAAGGUGGUUAUUGCUAUUUCUUGAAAAUUAUAAAGAAUAGAUCUUUCUUGGAUUUCACAUGUGCUGUCAGUUUAUUUUGGUCCCUAUCAUUGCCAAAUCAGUUUUGAAGUUGAUCAGGAAAAUAAAAUGGUGUCCUAUGGAUAUCUUAGAUUUGACAAGUAAAAGGGCAUUAUUGGUAUUUUUUAGUAGUACAAAAUGGGUGUCCAGGAUUAUAUGUAGUUUCCUCAUGACUGCUUGUGGUGCCCUUUUAUUGGGGAAAAAACUGAAAAAAAAUUAGUUAGUAUUGAAUUGUUCUUAAGAUUCAUUUUAAGGUCUUCGUUACUUCUUUAAGUCGUAAUCUAGAUGGAUAUUUUGAAUUUUUAAUGUUUAGGCUCCCCUUGUUUAUUGAUGUUAACAUACAGUGGGUUGCAAGCAAAUGAAAUAUGAAAGAGGAGAAAGGAGGGAAAAGAUCCUUCUUGUGAAGACUUGGUAGAGAUCAUACAAUAGUGACCAUUAAGAUCUCUGUGUGUUCUCCUGUUAUCUGGGCAGAGGUGGAUGUGUUUGUUACCACGUGUGAUAUAAUAAUAAACUUUAUUUAUUUUACGACAAUUGCGAAGCAAGUUUUUCCAUCUUAUACAAAUCACUCUUGUUGGCUCGGAUGGAAGCGUGUGAGGGGUCUUAGUGUGGGAGGAAACCGGAGUACCCGAAGGAAACCGGAGUACUCGGGGAAAACCCACGUGGUCAGGCAAGUGACCCUUACCUUUUCAUAUCCACUCCGGGAAUCGAACACCGGACGGCUAGGUGAAAGGCGAGUGCCUUACCACUGUGCCACCCGACCACCCCCAUUACCAUGUGUAUGGGCUUACUGCCACAUAUGAUACACACACAACCAUUCAGAACACAAAUUUGGGAAAAUUGAACUUAAUCAAUGUAGUAUUGAUGUUGUUAUCGUUACGAGCUGUUCUGAUGAAAGAGUCAUGAAUAACAUGUUCACCUUUAAUAUAGGCGCCAAAGACAUACAUUGUAUUAUGUAUAUAUCAAAUGUGUCUUGAUAAAUACUAACGUCUUAAUUAACACUGCCAUAUCUAUCCUAAAUAAGCCCACUUCUCCAGUGUAAAAAAUCAGUAUUAAAGUGAAGUGAGGGUUUAUUUGUAAACUUCUUAUAGUUUACAGCAAAAUUGAUGAAUCUGCCAAAAAUAAAGAAUGGGGCUAAUUUAUGAGCAGGGGAUUAUGUGGAAAAAUAUGGUAUGCUCCAGUAUAUAUUGUUGUUGUUAUUGUUGUUUUGUGUAUCUAAUGAGUUUUGUUUUUACAAAUGUCUAGUUAUUUACAAAUUGUCCUGUGAUAUUUUCAUACUUUUACAAGUGAUUGAUGUAUAUUUUUAUAUGUUUUUACAGUGAUAGUAAUAUGUGUUUUGUUUGUUUACUUUUAACUUGUCCAAUUUGUAUGAUUUAUCUCUCUAUAUAUUGACCUACAUGUAUCAGUGUCAUAACAUCUACUAACAUUUUAGGAACUAAUCAUCCCAGGAAAAUCGUGACUGUCUAGAUUUUGAGAUUUUUAUUAGAAUCAACAGGUAUUUAAAGUUUUCAUUUCUGAAGAAAUGCAUGACUUUUAAUGACUAGAGAAAAUUGCUGUAUCUUGAAGCUGCAAAAAGCAUGUUAACAUCUAGACACAAAAUGUAUUUGAACACAAUUUAUUGAUGAUAAAUAUCAAAAGGAAAUUUAAAAUUCAAUAAAAUACACAAAUAGUUUUUUGUUCUUUUUUGUUGUAGAUUUGAAAAGUUUAAUAUUUCAUAUAUAGGACACAAAAACAUUCUAGUUUGCCGAUAUGUCUAGUUUAAGAUCUGAACAACAAAACAACAUAUCAAUAAACUGGAGUGAUUCAUAGAUCUUAUUUUUAAAUAGAUCCGUUACAAAAAAAGGUCUUGACUUCCUUGAUUAAUGGAGUUCCCAACCUGAUUGAAUAAUGUUAUGGUCUUUGAUUUGAUCACCUUAAAAUCAGCAAUUUUCGUAGGAGUUUUAUUUUUAUUGAAUUUGUGAGUGCUCUGAAUCCAAUUUAUAUUUUCACGAAUUGAUAUACAAUAUUGACAUGAAGUUAGCACUAAUGGAUUUUUUGUAAGGUCCAUCCAUAAAAUCAGAUGCCAGUGAAAAUGUAUAUUUUUGUAAAACUGCUGAAUUUGAGCCCAAGAAAAUGUAAUAUUUUGCAGUACAUUGCAAGAGACUAUGAUAUAUAGGUUCCUAUAGUUUCAAAACUUAAUUGUUACUGACUGAAGGGUUUUAACAUCCCAGGUCUGUUGUUUGUAAGCCAUUAAUCUAGGAAAUUGCUUUUAUGAAUUUUUUCAAAACAAUGUUUGGAAGUGUGAUAAACAGAAUCUUGUAUCUUGAGAAAUGGAAGCUCAUUUGUCAAGUGUUUUCAGCAUUCCAGCUCAAAGAAAUAAUAAAUCAUUGAAAUGAAGAUUGUAAGUGUAAACUUGGUGUUUAUAUUAAGGUUUCCAAUAAACAGUAUUUCGGUGAUUGUUUGUAAUACUGCAUUAAUCCAGCAGUUAGUCCAAACUAUCUCUACUCUAUAUCUCAAUAUCAGGAAAGUAGAUGUGGUUAGGCUAAAAUUUAUCAGACAUGGGCUUAUCAUGGGAUAAAGUGGUACACAUAUGUCAUAUGAUUUUCGGGAUAGCUUCAGAUUGUUUUUGUUUUAAUAAAGUCUCAUGUUUUUGAAA
This is a messenger RNA of Ylistrum balloti, 4557 nucleotides long. Its product is annotated as kelch domain-containing protein 9-like. The transcript has 3 exons. Bases 245 to 1378 code for a protein of 377 amino acids. The record is from RefSeq and is a predicted model, not a curated record. NCBI's taxonomy places the organism in Eukaryota, Metazoa, Mollusca, Bivalvia, Pectinida, Pectinidae. Gene Ontology annotation, molecular function: cyclin binding.